Molecule: messenger RNA, 918 nt
Organism: Pestalotiopsis fici W106-1
Lineage: Eukaryota; Fungi; Ascomycota; Sordariomycetes; Amphisphaeriales; Sporocadaceae
Exons: 3
Coding region: 1-918 (305 amino acids)
Source: RefSeq, a predicted model, not a curated record
AUGGCACCAUCAAAUUCAAACCCGCCUUCUCUACCUCCUACGGUAGAGGAAGCUUACCGACGGAAAUGCAUACAAUUGAAGCAGAGAUCAAAGGAGAUCGAAGACGAGAACAAUGCGUAUAAGUUGCGCCUCACGCGCCUCGAACGCCAGAUCCAGAAAGCUCGUCUUGAGCGCGCAUUCCUCUUGGAGCAAAUCGCAAAGCGUACAAGCACAAACGUGGAAGACUCCGAGGGUAGCCCGAGCCCUCCGCCUACGCCAGAGGACAAGCCCAUGCGUGUCAAGAGGGGACACAAGUCGUCUCUAUUGGCAUCGGAACUCGCCUCUUCCGGACCAACCUUCAUAAACGACAACCCGCGCCCCUUCUCGCCCAUGUCAGAGUCCUUCUCGCAGGACCAAUAUGCCCAGAAUGGACUUGCACCCAAGCCGCCGAAGCGCCCCAGCAAUGGCUUUGAAAUUUACUGCAACGAUACCCGGCCUAAACUUCAGCAGGAGCACAAGGACGAGAUUGCCAAUGGCGAAUACCAGUUGGAGCAAGAGCUAGCUAAAGGCUGGAAGGACCUUACCACUGAUGAGCAAGGUGUUUAUCAGAAGCGAUAUGAAGAGGCUUUGAAGCAGUGGAAGGAGGAGCGUGAUGCCUAUCGCCGCAGCGUCAAGAAUGCCUCAAAGGCUGGACGGAAUGGUUACGAUCGUCACUAUGGUUCGAGUAGGCGUGGCCGCGCCUCUGGUGCAGCUGCCAGAAACCGCUCUCAUGUAACACAACCAGACGACGAGGAUGUUAGUGUCGUCGAGGACCAGGGCGACGAGCAGGACAUCGAGAUGGGUGACGCGGAUCAGGCCGACGAGGACGUUGAUCCAGGCGCUUCUGAUCCCGAGACGGAGGCCGAGGACGAAGACCAGGACCGUGACCAGUCAGAUUAG